Molecule: messenger RNA, 19881 nt
Organism: Bursaphelenchus xylophilus (pine wood nematode)
Lineage: Eukaryota; Metazoa; Nematoda; Chromadorea; Rhabditida; Aphelenchoididae
Source: the annotation of a GenBank genome assembly
AUGCGCAUGCCGCAGCAGCGGCGCUACAGCGUCGCUACGCCUGUGGAUAUCUAUGGUCACGGGCAACGGCAACAAGGUGGGUUUGACGUUGGAUUACUUGAACUUCUUAUAUGGCUCAGAAUAAUAUUUUACACUGUUUUUAUGAUAGUUUUCUUUGUCUCACAGUCAGAUGAAGGUAGAUGCCAUCAAUUUCGGGGUCGUGUUCUUAUGAAACUUGGUGAGGAAUAGGGGUAAAGUUUUCUGAAGGCCUUUUGCGGCGUCAAAGAAACUCUGAUUUACCAAGUAGCCAGAACGAAAAAAAAAUUUGGCUUUAUUUUACAUUUAGUAUUACAUUUAGCGCUUACAAGAACCGCUGAGAUUUCCGGAGUAAGCUAAAUCUUUGAUAAUUUACAUUUACAUGUAUGCGACUGAGGUAAAAUGUCUACCAAAAAAUUUGAAGUCGAUCUGAGCUCACAGUCUCUUAGUUUUAUUAUAUAUUUCGAUUUUCUUGUCUGAAAAAACACCCUCACGUCAAUCCAGCGCAUUUCCUGAACCGUUUCGAAACUUCGUAUCGUUUUUAUUGUUUAAAAAGAGAGACGAAAUGCCGCGAAAUUAUCGGCACGCCUGAAAUAAUUGCAUUUUUUCGAAAAGGAAGAAGAAAAAUAAGAAAAUGCGUUUUAUCGGAUUGUGACAUUUCGUUUUGAACGAAUCACCAAAAAGGGGCGGAAUUUUUUCUUCCAUUUUGUAUUGAAGCGACCCUCUCCUUCCUUGCGUUUUUUUAUAACUUCAGAAUGGUUUAUUAACUUAUCCAAGAUACUGUAUGAUAUGUAGGUUUUUAUAAGUGCAUUCCGACAUAUCACACGACGAGUGGGUUUCUGGUGUUCCAGAAAACACCUUGGAAUUUUAAAAAAUAUAUGACAAACACCCUGAACACUGUAACCGUUUUUUCUUUUAAAACAUCACUGGAUUUAAUGCACUGAGCACCCACGGAAACAUGACACGCUCUUGCCAGCUAAUUACCCUGUAAAUUGCUUUACUUUGCCGCUUUAUCCCAGGCGUAUUUUUGUCCGUUCCUGUCGCUGAACGCUCUCUUUGGUCUCCGAACGGAGAUUGGCUUAUUUAAGGGUCGAAAACGGAUUUUUCCCCGGGGCGGAGAACUUAAUUAUGCGUUCUGAUUCCAGCACCGUGCCGUGGCUGGAACGAUGCUCAUUACGAGAGCGCGCGGGGUUCGUUUCCGGAAGGCUUUGGCAAAAAUGUUUGCAUUUUUUUCAUGAAGUUUGGACUCUUGGACUCUGUUUUUGCAUUUAAAUAUCACAAAAGUAACAAGUUUUUAAGUCUUUAGUCAUCAGCAGUUUAACAAAUUCGGGGUUAUCAUCCACGUAUUUUACCAUAUACCCUCCAUAAUCACGCCCAAAAUACCUUCAGAAACGCCAUUAAAUUGCAGCGUUUAAUUGAUUGAAUAUUCCCACCUCCUAAUUACCUCACUUCUCCUCAUUGUAAACCCUAAACAUGCAUUUGUAAAGCCAUUCAAUUCCCAUUGAAAGGUCUUUUAUUCCUGCCCGCAAAGAACUGAUCGUGAGUUCUUUGUGAUUAAUUAAUUUCUUCUGGAUACUACUUUAAACUGGGUGGGAAAAACUUCUCCGGACAAAUGUUGAGACACUCGUUCUAAAGGUUUGAACGGUCUGACCAAAAAAACUACUGUAUUCCGUACUACUUCUCUAUUACACUCUAAAACAGAUUUCUGAAAGGUUGGAGAUUUUGAUCUAUAAACUGUCCCUUGAUAAAGUAUUGGGCAUUGUUUACUAGCUACUGGGAGUUGAAGAGUUUCAAUUGCUUGAACCCUAUUUUGACCGUGGAAUGUUGUGCACCAAUAUUUGUAAGGAUUUUUAAAACUUUUCUUCAGUUUAUCAGCGAGGUGUUGGAAUUGUGACGUUCGAAUGUUGAUAAUUUUGGCAGAAGCUCAUAGAAUAAAACCUUUAUUGGCAUUUACUACAAUUUCAGCUCGCAUUAUAGAGUAUGAAGACAUUAUUUCUCCAAAUAAGUCAACCAUUGUCACGAAAAGUUCGAAUUUUGCAUUAUACGGGCAUAUGGCGAGAAUACUCUUCAAUCUAUUCUCAAGCCUGCGGAGAUUUUAUGAUCUGCUCUUGCAAAAAAAUCAGAAUAUUUCUAGCUAAACUUGAAUUCAACCCUUUAAAUUUUUUUUUCAAAAUAAAAAAUCCCGAUUUCUUCCAGCCUCCAAAACAAUCCAUUUACCCCACAUUUGCCUUUACAAUACUCCAUUUUUUCACUCCACAAAAGAAUUCGGCUAACUGAAUGACCUCAUUCCUUACAUUACUCAUCCCCCGUCUUUGUGUCGCUCUUCCGGUUUCUUUCAAUUAUUUUACGUAACCUAACUUUUGCCUCAUUUACUGCUAGUUUUGGCGAUUACUCAGACGACGAGUUUUCGGGUAGCGGGAAAAAAGCCCACUCUUGCAGUUUAAAAGAGGGAAUGAACUUUUUGAGGUAGUGAAAAUGAUCUUACGCUGUUAAUUGUGCGGCUGCAGGAAAAGAUGGGACUUUGUAAGUUUUUCUAUGGAUCUUAUGGGACCUUAAGGGGCUAUUCAAAAACUAAAGUUUUGUUGAAAAAUUGACCAAUUUUUUGUCAUUCGUUAUCUCCAAAUAGUCGACUUAGUCGACGCUUUACUACUGACGCAGCUCUUGCACUGUCUGACUGACACUUUUCCAUAGCUCUUCUAUUAAAUGCUACGGCCACUUCCGGCUUUCUGAGAACGAAUUGAGUGCAUGCUGCAAAACAAUAUAGGCUGACAAGUCCGCUUUUGAGUUGUUGAGUAUUUACAGUGCACUAUGAGGUAAUUUUAACCGGAAUUUGACUGCUUUAAUCGCACAGGAAGUCACAGUUGUCUCCAUAAUGAUUCUGUGACGAAAACUACCUUAAAUAGACCAGUCAAUUUAAAAAAAACUAUAUUUUCAGGCCCUUUAUAUAAUGUUAAGGCAAAAUGUUGAUGAUGUUUAAAUUAAUUUUUUAGUCGUUUCCUAACUUUGAUAAGCACUUUUAACCCUAUUUGCCCUCAUAUUUCUUCCAUUUUAUAUUACCUUUAUUUGCUUCCUCAAAAAAAAAACUGCGGGAAACCGGCUUUAAGCGAGAAAUUAUCGACCUUCCUUGCGCGCAGGUCGAGGAAACUUGAUUUUCACUCAGUUGGAACGUUAUGGGAACGAUCUUGAGGGGUUAUUUAAAAUUUUUACAAUUGAUGAAAGUCAAAUUUCCGUUUUUCGUAUACUUCUUGAUCAUUUUUGGUUAGUCAUGCUAUACGGUGUGGGCUUUCAGGCGUUCGAGUGUAAGUCAUCUUCAAAUUUUGUAUCGCAAAAUUUAAAUUAAGUUCGAAGUUUGUGACGGUAAAAGGAACGGGUUGUGGUUUUUAAAGAGCGCGACGGUCAACUAAUUUGCUUGUAACUGAUGGAAAUUUUUUGUAAUAAUAGUACGUGUUAUGUAUUGUUCUUAUAGACAAAAAGUAUUCGGGGACUCAUUAUUUCGAUACCGGCCUUCAAAAUUGUGGGUUUUCAUGCUAAUUAGUAGGCUUUGCCCCGGAAAUGCCCUUACACAAGCACUGAGAAGGAAGUGUUCAAAAAAUGCGAUGCUUUUUUUCUACAGUUUUGCACAAGCCUUCGGCGUAGGCCACAUACUGAUGCUUCAAAAUUUUAGCUCGUGUUUUGCAGGGGCGUCCGAUUUUUCAAUAACCUUUUCCAUCGAGAGGAGGGACAAAAUACUGAGAGUAGGCAGAGAGAAAAUCGUUUUUUGGCUACUCAUAUCUUUGCUAAUUUUAUGCGGAAAAAAUCGAUUUUUUUCGGAAGUCAAGCUUAUGCUUUGUAGGCCAAACCCCCCAAAAAACAGACAAUUUUUAGGCAUUCCUAAAGAUCUCACAAUCAGCCGUUACUGGGAGUUACGCCAGCCAGAAACUCCCCAUAGGCUGUUUAAAAGUGUGUCGAAAUUACUGCCAAAACUGAUCAAAUUUGAGCGAGUGUAUCAUGUUUUAUUCCCUGAAUUCGAGAGGGCUCAAAACAUACCUCGAUUUCAAGCCCAUGAUUAUUGAUCAACGGAUUAUAUCCCCGCCCAAAAUCCACUUUAUGCCCGAGCAUAACAAGCUCAUCCGCGUACUCUUCAACUCACGAGAUCCCCGUAUUUACAGCGCUUUCACAAUAUCCCAUGCGAUCUACCAUGUGCCAGAUUAUCCGGUAUCAAAACGUAGCCAAGCAGCCUUCUCUUUCAGCUCAUUUUUUCCAUAACAAGAUUUAGUUUACAACGCAAACCCAGCCAAUCAACCCACCGGGUUUUAACUUCAAAUUACGUGGGCAGUGAAUCUGCCGCCUCCUCAGUUAGGAUCUUUUGUUUUCUUCAAUUCCGACUUUCCCAAUCGGUGAUUUACAGUAAGACCUUUAUUUUUUUACGGCGACUAUUUGCUGGCAAGUUGAGUUUGGCGAAUAUUAGUGAUUUCUCAACGAGGAACUGGAAAGGGAUAGCUGGUUUUUGCUGAAUUCGGAAUAUUAUUGGUGUAAAUUUGAUAAGUGAGAUGGACGUCAGUAGAUUUGGAGAAAUUUGGGGGUUUUCUUGAAGAAAUAUGAUGGAAAAGUGUUUGGCAAUUGGCGAUAAUUAGUCGAUAUCUCUGCAAAUAUAAAUAGAGAUCAAACAUGUUCUUUGGAGCACUUACGAAUUUAGGAUUUUUCGAGCCCACUUUGUUCACUAUAACUUUAAGAAACCUCUCUAAAUCUGACAACAAACUAACCGCUGUUCACUAAAGGGGAUUUAACUACAGUGGCUGACCUGAUCCAUUGGCCAAAAACGUACCAUUUUGGAUCCGGGAAGUAUCAAAAAUGUGGCAAAAUACCUCCCUCUCCAAGUGAAAAAAAACCCCGAUUUCAAAAACGCGCCCACUCUUUUUGUGAGAGAAAAGGCGCGCAGUUCAAAACGGAGUUUUUUUUUAGUUAGAGAGGGAGGCAUUUUGCCACAUUUUUGAUACUUCCCGAAUGCAAAAUGUUUCGUUUUUGCCACUGGAUCAGUUCCCUCACUGUACUCGUAAGCAUUUUUGAUUAGUUAGAUUACCAUUGUUAGGUAACUUCUGUCGCUCCAAAGGUUCUCCGGAAAUUUACCGCUGCCCCUUGUAGCAAUUUGAAAGUAUGUACGUGGGAAGAGAAUUAAUCUUUUGUCUCCAAUUUGCAUUAAAACUCUAAAAGUUCAACGAAUUUCAGAGAAAGACAGGGCGAACUGUAAACAUUCGAUUAGAAAAUAGUACAAAACUCAACCUCGCCUGAUACAAAAAGGGCAUUUCACAAAAUUUGUCUUAAUUCUCUUAAAUUCAGUCAUUUCAAGAACUGGCGAAACUUUCUGAAGCGAAAAACAAUUGAUUACAAAAAAUAUCUUGCCCUUUUACCAGUUUUCCAACAAAGAUCAACCCACUUACAUGUCUGGUCAAAAAAUUUACUGUAAUUUUUGACCAGACAUUUUUUAAGAAGAACUUUUACAUUUUAAAACCUUCACAAAUCGUUGAUUUUUCUUUUUUUAUAACUGCCGUCUUUGAGACGUCCUUUGAGUUCUGAACGUUUCUUUUGGAAAGACAUACGUUCAGGGGUGAUGUAACUUUAUUUACCCUUUGUUUUACUGUAACAAUUUGAUCUUCCACAACAGUCUACUGAUUUUUUUAGUGAAUCAAAGUGGGAAAUUAAAAAUCACGCAAGCACGGGAGCAAUUAAUUGACUAGUAACUUUGACAAUACCAAGGAGUGAUUUUGGAGAAUUUCUCAAUUUUCUAGGGUCUACCGGCCGUAAAAAUUGAAUAAAAUCAGUGUGGUUGUAAGUGGAGGUUCGUGGAGAGUAGAGCUGGCACGUGUCUGUUGAUAACGAGAUCAUGGCUGAAAAUAGAGGUUGUUAUCAAUAAUUUGAUAGUGUUUUAUGGCCCUUUAAACACCGGACUUUCCAUUGGCGAUUCAGAUUUUACUCACAAUCAGGCUUGCUAAAACUGCGGGGAGUGCUUUCAUGAGGGUCUUAAGAGAAUUGCGCCUUGCUUUGGAGUUUUAACUCGCUAAAGCAAAGCACCAGAAAAUUCAAUCUUUGCUUUGCGCAAUGCAGGUUCGGCCUAGGUAUUCGAUAAUUUUUUAUAUCAUCUUUUUUUUGUAGGCUUCAAAUUUAGAGGUGGCAAUCGGGCUGGGCCGGCCCGGUCCGGCCCGGCCGGGCCCGGUGAUUGGGCCGGGCCGGGCCGGGCCUGAGCAGAUUUGAAAAAACCCCGGGCCGGCCUGACCGCUUCGGCCCGUCGGCCGGGCCGACACUUUCGGCCCGGCCCGGCCCGGAAGCUAGAUAAGUAAAAAAAUUCUUAAUGCUAAACCAGCAAAAUAAAGCACAAAUGCUUUGUAGAAAUGAUGGAAAUUAGAUUAAACCUUUUUUGACUUAUACGCUGUUUUACUACCUUUUAAAAUUAUGUAUUUAUAUGUAUAUGUAACUUAUUAUGUAUAUGUAAAAUCCCACCCAAAUAUGCAAGGGUCGGGCAAAAAUCUUCGAAUUUUUUUAUGAUAGAUUUAAAAAUUUCACUGUUUUGAUUCCUUGAUGUAAAUGAAAGUGUUUAAACAGUUUUUGGUUAACCAUGUACCUUAUAACGUCCAUACUUUUAUAUAGCUGACUUCCUAUAGGAUUAAAAAAUUUAACACAAUCCAACUUUUUGGCUAAUUGUAAGUUUUAGCUACCUGCACGGAUGUUCCAGUCAUCCGGCUAGACUUUUUAAUUUCGCGCAGACACACGUAAAACCUUCUGGAAAGCAUAAGAACUUCCAGUAGAAAGUCCAAAGACUUUUAUCCAACUUUUAUGUAUAGCGGGCCAAACCGGGCCGGGCCGGGCCGGCCUGGGCUUUCAUCGGGCCGGGCCGGGCCGGGCCGGGCCUGAGCAAAUUUGAAAAAGCCCUGGGCCGGCCUGGUCACUGCGGCCCGCGGGCCGGGCCGCAAAAAUCGGCCCGGCCCGGCCCGAUUGCCACCUCUAUUCAAAACAUGUGCAAAUUUUGGGUCAAUCUGUAAAUUUUGGGGUGAGAAUUGCUUAUACAACUAAAUUUUUAUAAGCGAUUCCUAGCCGUGCUUCAAAUCUGUAUCAAGUUUAGCCUGAUGGAAUGCAUGGUACUAUGUCUAUUACCGUUACAAAUAAUCUAGUCGGUGAUAAAAAUCACUAACCAAAAUUUUCAACUGAUUCCUAUAUUGUAUGUAGUCUGGGGCCUCAUUGAUUUCGUUGUAACAUCCAAUUGUUGAAUGAAAGAAGACAAGUUUUACACCGCCCAGAACCUCUCAAUCACCACCCAUUUUCCCGACUUUUGAUAGGCACAGAAUUCCUCUUCCAUUUCUCAUUCUUUCUUCUCGACCGGCUGGUCUUUACACUACCGCCUGCCCAUAAAAUUGUAAACAUUUGUUUGGUUUUUAGCCUGCAGAAUUGUGAAAAAAAAAAGAUUAUCCGCAAUUUGCUGGGGUUUCCAGAAAAAUCUGUACAAUUUGUUUAUCGCCUUGUUUACAAUGUAACUGCGUCUUUUGCUUCCAUCAAGGGCCGUAAAGUCGCUGCAAAGUAGGGUCUUAACCGUCGCAGUAAACCGAUUCCUUGUUGUUUGCCUCAAGGCGUAUUGCGGACGAUAGUAAGUUACUUUUUACACUGUGUACUGAGCAUCUGGUAGUCCAAAAUAGAGCAGUCCAAAUCAGCUGAGCGGUCAGAAAAAAACCGUUUUUCGCUGAUAUUUUUGCUAUUUUCCUGAGGGCAACUUAAUUUUUUAUGGAAACUUUGCCCUCUACAGUAUAAAUUGGGCCAAAAAAUAUGCUAAAAGCUUGCAGGGCCAAGUGUUUUGCCAAUUUUAAACCAAACAAUGGUGUUUACGGAAUAUAAACGCAAAAACAGCAUUCGUUUUCUCUGAACCGUCCAAUAAUUGCUUGAUGGCCCUGUUUAACUAGUGAAGGACAUACUCCAGAGCAUGUAAACUGCCUACGUAAUAUUUCCUGCGGUUAUGAAGAAUGGCCGUUCUUGCGAAGGCGUUCGUUUUUGGAAAUAUUUUUAAAACUUGGCGGUCAGAGAUUGGCCAAGCCUUAAAAAUGGUCGAAUUUUAUGGUAGGCAGUAAAAUAGAGCCUAUGUAUGUCCUGGUACUAAGUUAUGCAGGUUGCAGGAUAUUUCAUUAUCAAAAUUUUCCUCUGCCUUCACAUGGCUCAUUUCGUGACCUCUUAUUACCAGUUUUUUUAUCUUGAGAAUGACAAUGAACCCUAUGGCCUAUAGCCUAAUUUAUAAUAUUAUUUUCCCUCAAAAGUCGAAAAAAACACUUUUUCAAAAGAAUAAAUUUAUAAUAAAAGCGGAAGCAAUGGACCGUAGAAGAAAGCAUUGUGUUUUUUUUGACAUGACGAACCUUUGGCUACCGUAAUUUUAAGGAAGAUUCUAAAAAUCUCAAAUUUGGGAUGCUAAAAAAUGUUUUUCGUAUCAAAAUUCCUCUCAGUAUGUAUAUUUUUGCAAUCCCUUCGAUUGAGUGUUUAUGGUAUGUUUACACUUUUUGGACGAGGAAAUAUUAUUUUUGGCCGGAAGGAAUUUUGUUGAAAUUCUUUUGAAUUCCAACACUUUUCGCAUGUGAAGGCUGAGUGGGUUGAAACGACGCGGGGAAAUGCGCAUUUUUAACGGGAUCCUGGACAAUUGUACAAAUAUUUGAAGCGAGUGCGGGAAGUUUAUAAAUAUUUGAUAAAAACGUCUUAUAAUAGUACCUUUGUAGAGUAAGUUACCAUGGAAAUUAUUCCGGAAAUUUUAGGUUUUUUUAGAUUUUUACAUUUUUUGAUUAACAAAGUUUUUUUUAUACCUCAAAACUGUAAUAUCUUUUGCUGUUUGACCCUUUGACCCCAAAUCUUUUUCUCAUAUAUCCGGUUGAAUUUGACGUCCCCUGAGGCCAGGGAUGCGUGAAGAAGUGAUUCGUCUUUCUGUUGACGGAACCCAAUAUUUGCACGAAUUUGUUUGCGUUCAAAAAUUUGAUUCGGACCAAUCGGUCCACGAGGACUUUGGAAUUUGAUACUAAUAACAAAUUUUCGGAUAGUAAUUAGCUGUGGGCAGGUCCGUUUUUGUGAGUCGUCAAACUUGGCAAAGACUUAACAUUGUCUUGUGUAUAUGGUAUCUGGCAUAUAUGUUUUUACAAUAUAGAAUAAUGCUGCCACUUAUAACUUGUGCUUCAAUUUCCGACAGUUUUUCCAUCAUUUUCUCAUCUAACUUGUUCACAAUUUUAUAAUUCUUUCUCAUCAUGCUUCUUGAUGCCCUAGUGUAAUAUAAGUAAUCCUUUUCAUAACCAAAAAACACAUAAUCCAUUCUAGAAAUAACCUCAACUCUGUCCGCGGUCCCCAAAUAUGCAAAUAUCUUUCCUCCCAUGACCUUAAAGUCUUCCCAGCCAAAAAAACUUACUGACACCUGGGGGUGUUAUCAUAUGCGGUUUCAAAUUAAAAUUCAAAGUCCACGGUGAGCUUGUUUUCGCGAAAAUUCGGGGUUGGAUUGUGUUUGUGAUUCGGUUAUUCUCUCGCCGAUCAUAAGGUAACGCCGGGUCAGAUUAAGGUCUGUUCGCAGUGGGAGAGAUCUUGAAACUGAAAUUUUCUAGUAUUCUAUUAUAAAAUAUAACUUUUUGCUGUUUUGGUGAGAAAAAACCAAGUAUCUAGCUGAAGAAGCAGAUAAAGUAUUGCUAUUUUACUAUACUCGCCUGUCGGUUCAAAAAAUCAUCAACCUUUAUUACACUUAUCAGGCUGUUGGCAGAAAUGUUGGACCUCGAAAUCAGCGAGGAAAUUGGUGAGUCUGUAUCUUUUGCAGAUCCCCAUGAUAAUUUGGCGUGACUGAGAAAAGGGUAUACUUACUAUUUCCCCUAUUAUUAAGAGAGAUACUAAGUAUACAGACGUGCUAAACAGGUUGCACAACCCCUCAAUUUAUCAGUGUCUCUUGUCCUUCCGUUGAAACUCCAUAUGAUAUCCGAUUUCGCCUCUCUUUAAUUUAACGCUUGGCUCGGUUUUCCAGCAUUUUUGAUCCUUUGACGCUUGCGGGUAAAGGUUAUUCCGGCCCAAUUUUGUUAAGUGAAAACGUCAACUUGCAGUUAUUCUGGGAGGAUAAGAGUGACGGGUAUUUUUUGAAGCGGUCAUUUGAGAAUUGGCAAAUUUGCAAUUAGAUCGUAUUGGUUGUCAAAAAUUUCUGUUUCUUUAAAUUUUAGUGUCUAAAAAUCUUGAUAUUGUCCUCCAAGCACGGGCUAAGUGCAAUCUUAAUCUUCCCCGAGUUUUAUUAAAAUCCUCCACCCUCACUUUGCGAAAUCAGCCAAAAAAUUCUGAAGAUUUCUUGACCAUAAAGCAUAUUUUUUGACCUUCUAAUCUUUUGAUUUGAAGCACAAAACAGAAUGCUUACGAAUCACCGAAAAAGGAGUUGUAGAAACCUUCGGAAUUUGUGGUUUCAGACAACGGAAAUUGAGCGCAAAAAAAGACUUCGAAAUGCCUUUAGGGGAUGGGUUUGCGUGGGGGAUUUUGUCAAAAAAAAAAACCGGAGGAGAACAAGAGCGUCUCGUGGGUUAAUUGAUAUUUAUUUAUCAGGGAAUGGGAGUUCGAGGAGGGGAAUUUAAUUCCGCAUUUCGUUUUUAAAAAACCGCUGAUCAAAGGAGGGGGUGGCCAAAAAUUUAGGGGACUGUGGUUGGAGGUGUCGGUAACAAAAAUUGAUGAUUUUGGGGUGUUUUGGCCAAGUUCGGAUGCAUAAAAUUGACUCGGAUUUUGAAACCUGCGAUCACAAACUAGCUUAUAUUAGAAUGUCAAAAGCUAUGAAAACUACUAUUAUGUAUAGCUAGUAUAUAGCCGAAUUGCGCUGCGAGAUCUCGCUAAAACUUCCAAAAUCUCCGUCCACCCCCCUCUAUGAUGUGAAUCCCAUAAAUUGAAUUAUCCCGCAAAUAACACGGAUAUUUCCUGACACUACUCCGUCUGCUAUACGUUUUUCCCUCAGGCAGAUAUGUGUAAUAUUUGCAAAAAAACAGAUGGUCGAUUUCCCCAAACAAUCCCCGUCCAAAUUAUUUAUUGCUAAUCAAAUAACGGGCGUUUAAUUUUUUUGCCUCCGAAAAAAUGGUUUGACCAAAAAUUGUUGUACCAACGAUACGAAUACCUGACUUUCGCGCCCUUUUAGUGGUGGCGAAAUGGUUGGGAAAUCACCCUCUUUUACUGAGUAACUUCAUUUUCUUUUUACAACCUACUGGUUUCCAGUUUCGUCGAGAAAAAACGUGAAUUUCCUUCAAGAGUUAGUUCCUGGGGGAGGCGUAUAAAAAGGAGGCCAAGAUAAACUUGGAGAGCGGUCAAUGAUUAGUCUGCACGCAAUGUUUUGUCUGUAAAGGAGUUGCUAAUGCGGCUAAUAGUAAGAGAGAAUAUCUGCGGAUUACCGUAAUUCUGGCUACGAAUGACUUCUGUACUUUCCGUUCCAUUUUUUAGGAAAAUUGGAGAAUCUGUUUUGGUCUAUGUUUGGGUGUCUGUCCAACAAAAAUUUCGAGGCCAUAGGAGACCAUUGAGAACAAAGGGUUCUUGGAGCGUGGAACUCGUGUUUUUGCCAAAAAAAAACCACAAAAUUCUUGUAAAAAAAUUAUUUUUGGCCUUAAUAAGACUUAUGGUUCCUGCUGGUGUUAGUGUCCUAUAAUAAAUGGGCAAAAUUGAGUAAAUUACCCUUUUAUUACCUUAUCUUUAGGUCUAAAAAUCCUUGCUUUAUUCUAAAACUCACUAUUUACAUAUCAGACUGCUUAAUGUGCCCUUAGAAAAUUCUCUUAAAAUUGUUUUAUGUUAAGAGUUCAGUUGACCAGACGCUUAGUCUAACGUGGCUGUUAUUUCACGGUGCUUUGCUCAUCGCUACAAUUUUUAAACCCUAAAGUGGUUGUUGAACCCUGGGCGGUAAACAAUUAAUCAAGAUAAUCUAAAUGGAAGCUGUAAGCUUCCUGUUUAUAGUAUUUCGCGAGUUCAGCCGAGAAUUUGAACUUUCAAGACUCUGUGGACGUAAAGCCACGGAUUUUUGUUCCACGGCGGCUUUUGUGGCUUGCCGACCUUGUCGUUAGAAUGGCUUUGAAAUCCUAAACUUUUGUCUGCUUACGGAUUAAGAAAUUUGAUUACGGAAAAGUACUGUAGUCUGGCCACCUUCCACGGCACUUCCUCUCUCCGAAGUUAUAUUUUUGGCCAUCUGCAUGAAUCUGAACUAAUAUUAUACAUGACAUCAGAUCGACCUCAGCCCUCUCCGUCUCAUUUUUUACUUUCUUGUUUGAGAAUUUUUUGCGCACUGAUUUAUGACGAUUUAUGACAUCCUUUCCAGAUGAUUACAUUUUUCUCGUCGGGGUUGGAAUAGUUCCUCCCAAUUCAUCAUAUUUUCUGGAGGGAUGCUACGUGAGCCAUGAUGACUUGGCUUAAUGGCCACCUUCUUGUCUAUGAUUCAAAUUGCAGGCGGUUUGUUUGGAUGUGGGGGUUAUGAGCGGGUCAUGAAGAGGAUUACACGGGAUUUUAUGAGAGUUUUUGCCCGGAUUUUUGAUUUUGACCCAUUUCUUUGUUGUUGCACAUAAACAGAAGGUGAUUUUUAUCAUCCACCGGCUUGUUUAACCUACAAAUUCUUUGCCUUCUACUUUCAAACUUCUUCUCCUUCCAAUUUCUUAUGAAACCAUCAAAGAGCACCCAUUAGCACAGACUACCGCAUUCCUCUCUCCUCUUGACACUGAUAUCCGCCUCGAACGGCGAUUAUCGACGUUAAUUGAUAAGCGAGUGAUCAGUCAGCCGCCUUCGGCGAAACUCUACCUUGUGACUUCGGUUCGGACACUUGGGGUUCUGACUUCUUUGUUUACUCGAUAUAAGCCCAAGAAAGGCGGGAUUUCUCGCGAAACCGGGCUUUAAAUAUCACUUUGAACGGCUUCUUGCAGGGUUUGUGGUAUCUUCGAAGAUGAGGUAUUUAGCUAUGAGUUGUGUUCUGGGGUUGAGUUGCAAUUUUGCAAUGAUUUUUACAGGCUUAUGACCUUCUUUAUCUUUUGUUUAUUUUGACAAAAACCAGUGAAUUUUUGAUUUAGAUUUGCUUUAAGAAUGCAUCAAGAUGACCCACAAAAAAUCAUUUUUUUAAGAGUCUAGAGGACAGUAACUCAUUCUAAGCAGUUUAGGAGCCAUUGCCAUACCAUUUACGUCCAAUUUUAUCCUCUUUUCCUUCUCAUCCUCUUACAAUCUUCUCCCAUUAUUGUAAUGUGCAAUCUCCGUCCAUCCCAAUUUCCGCAAAUAUUCAUGCACUGGAACGGGUGUGAUCGCUUAUUACGACAAACAACACCGCAGAUUUCUGGUCUUGACAAUGUUUUUCACCGUCAAUUUUAUGAUAAGAGCUUUGUUAUUUUGCGGUGUUUAACAUAACUCGCUUCUGCAAAGGGGAACGAUCUCUGUGUAAGCCAAACGAAUAGGGAUGGGGGUAAUUUACGGUGGUCUGGUUAGCAGAUUGUUUGCAUUGGUAUGACGGCUUCCUCUACAGUAAUAAGGGCCGUAAUAAGCUAAGCGUUCAACAGGCCAAUUUCUAGCGAUUUAUAAGCCGUUAGACAUGGUUUAUUAUAAAUAAAUUUUGUUCCUCCUCAUUGCUUGAAGUAGUAAUUUUCAUUGCUUUGUUAACAACCUCCAGAAAUUGCAUGUUUUGCACCUGUAGUACGUCCCUUACAUUUGGCUUGGUUUUUACGUACAAGUUUAAGCAAUUUUUUGCCCGUAGGCAGUCUGCAUUUUAAUUUUUUUGCUGACAUUUAUUCCGUAUAUCUUUUAGACUCUUCUGGCCAUAACUUCCAGGUAAUAAGAUUAAUCCCUUCCAUGAUAUGACCGUUAUUUUAAUCUUGGAUCCCUUUCUACUUCUGAGAAUUUUUCCCAAUCUUCAAACCCUUAAUCUUUGCUUUUUUCCACACUUUCCUCUUGCAGGUGAUUUUGAACGUCUCGUAGACUGUUCUGCUCAUAACUUCCAGGCUAUUGUUCCUUCUCCUUUUUCAAUGUAUCCAUUAUAUUCAGCUUUGUCUUCGCUUUCGCUGAACCCCAAAAUUCCCUGUCAUCUUCUAUCUAAAUCCCGUUUCCACUCAAAAAGCUGUGUUAUCCCAAAGUACGAGCGGGUUCCAGGGUUCACCGGGCAAUUUCCAACCGUAUUGUUUUUGGUAUUCCUUGGAAUUGGCGCCUAGACGACAGCUGUAAAGAGCUUGACGCACUUCCCCCCGCGAACUUGACAAUAAUUCGAAUGGUCUGUAUACUUAAUAGCUGUCUUUAUUCCGUUGACUUUAGUCUGGCCGCUCCUUUGUGAGGUUAUGCGAUUUGCAAGCGCUAUUAUAAACUCAGCUGCCUAAAUGUUUUCCCGUUUUUGGGCCUUCUUACUUGGAAAGAAAACAGGGAUUUAAUGCUGUUGACACUGCGAUUAUGUUGUUUACUUGAGAACACGUGCGAAAUUGGCGAAUUUCUCUCCCAAAAACGCAUCCAAUAUCUCGCGGUUCUCGGGGCGUAUUUUUGAAACUUUUAUUCGUGUUCAAACACCCGUAACUCACCAAUCUAUCGUUUUUAUGCCAGUUCAAAGUGCCCCUCUUUUCGUGCGGGGAUUAAGCGGCCAAAUAAAAAUAGCCGUUCUUUUGUCUCGGAAUGCCGCGGGGGAUUCGGACGUCUCCGAAUGGGAGCGGCGGGAAAUGUUUUUGGUGUUAUCGUUGUCGCGGGAGAUGAUUCUGAAAUUUCCGGAAGAUUUUUAAAAAUGAUGCUAGAUUUUUUUGUCGUCUGGCCGAUUUUUUAAAAGUCCUUAGUUUUAUAUUUUUUCGAGCAAAUUGAAAUUCCUUCACCUCUUAUUUCUAUCAAAAAGGAUGACGAUUUUCUGGAUUUCUUGUGGUUAUCGUGACUCCAGUAUCAAUCACGAGGAACUGCCCAUAAAGCGCUUAGGAUCUUCAUUGUUAAUUGCUGUUUACAUUAUCUUUUUUUCUCCUCUGGUCACUUACAGUGCAAAAUUGGUAUGAUCGCGUUUUAAGCUCCGAACGCCGUUGUCUUUUUUCCGCAUUUCCAACAAUGAAAUUUUAUGUGAAAAGUGCCAAAAUUACAAAAGGAUUGGCCAUUUGGCAUUUUUUAUUGUUUGUGUAUUUAUAAUCGGCUUUUCUCAGUGUCUGAUCCGUUGUAACGGAUUAUAGGUCUUUGAGGUCUUUUUUGCACUUUACAUAUAGCUAAUUCCAUAUAUGGUCUUUUUGAAAAACACGAUUGGACUUAUUAUGACAUAUUUUUUUGGAUGAGGACUGUACUUAAUGUUCCUGGAAAAGAAAAUUUUCUAGUUUUCGAUUUUUCAUGGUCAAAUGACGUUAUUAAAAAGUUUUGUGUCUCCUCAAAGAAAAAAAAUCGUCUGAAGUUCCUAAAGUUCCAGACUUUUUGUGACUUCCUCAAUCUUUUUGUUUUUUUCCGGUUCAACUGCCAGUUUUAUCAUCUUAUUUAACCAUUUUUUUAUUAAUUCCUUCAAUUUUUCAGUGAACUCCAAAUUCCGCAAGAGAACGUCCACAUUCCCGGAGCCCAAAGCCAAGUUUUCUCCGGCCAAGUGCUUGAAUCAGGAGAAACGAAGACUGGACACCAACAAUAAUCGGACAGCGGACGAGAUGCUGGGCGAGGACAAGAAGACCGGCGCGAAGAAGCGCAAGCUGUUGACGAAGUUGUUCCGUGUCCUCACGCUGAAAGGUGGGCUGGAGUUUUUGAGAUUUUAUAGGGCUAGGUUUGACUGUAAAGUAGUCAAUUUGAUAUCAGUAAGUCCUAAGGGCUGUAGAAUUAACAUGUUUGUCAAAAAAUGCCGUUUUAAGUUUAUUGUGAGAAAAGUCGAAGGUUAAGAUCGAAAAAAGCGUCAUUUUAGUGUUAAUUCUCCAUUAUUAUCUUUUGUCUGCGCCUGCGCUACUUUUUUUUACAUUUUUAUCUACUCCAUUUUACCAGGCAUUAACCUACAGCUCCCUUGUUGCGAUUUCAAAAUCAGAUUCACAUGAUUUUCAUCCAUAAAAUUACUUUUUUUCCGUAGUUUCUAACUUCUUUCUCCCCCCGUCAUUAUCUUUUUCGUAAAAAAUCAAUCAACACUGAAUUUGACGUAGAUUACGACUUGUUCCAACGGGUUUCAUGACGCACUUAAUCAUCGAAUUGGCGUUUUACGGGGUCUAUUUUUAUAAAAAAGGGGUUCGUAAUGUCGUAAAAGACCGUGACUGGAAAAAUAAGCCUAUAAAAGUGUAAAAUACGAAAUUCUAAAUUGUAGAAAAAUAAUUUCACAGUUUUUGCAUCGCCUGAAGCAAGAUUAUGCAACUUUUUUCAGUCUCUGAACUUCCGAAUUCAGUUGAAAAUUUGAUUAUCUUUGACCGGAGAUUGGAUAUUCUUUUAUCGACAAAUAAUAUUAUGUCAUUCAUAAUUUUUUGGCCAAAAAUAGACUCCUUCUAUUUAUGGAGAAGCCUUUGAAAUAAAAUAAUUGAAUUUUCGAUACGAAUGUUUUGGCUGGCAAAAAAAUUUUUCUUUUCAGAUCUUAUAAAACAGUUGUUACAGUACUCCAAAAAAUACGGAUGAAGAUUUUUUUGUUUUCUCGCACUUCCGACAAUAAUAUUGUCUUUCCGAGCUUAUUGUCUUUACUUUUUUUAUUUUUGGAAGUAAAACAAGUAAUAAAGCCAAAGCGGAAACCUAUUACAAUGUUCCCGAGAUGAACUGUGUUGAUAGGGUAGUGUUAUAAACAAGAUAGCAAAAUAUUUUUUUGCACUGUGCAAAAUAUUUUUUUUUUGAUAAGCUUAGAUUGCGAUAAGACUCAGGAGAAAAUAAGAUAAAGAUUUUUUAAAAAGCAAGGAAGAUUUUUUAGAAAGCGUUUUGCAGAAAUAUUUAGAAUUUUUUUUUCUAAUUUUCAGCAAAUUUUUUUAGCUUCUCUAUUAGGAAAUACGUUAUUUGAUGUGUGGAAUACAAUAUUUCUACUUUAACAUGAAUUUUUUCCUCGCAAAAUUUACAAAACUUUCGUCUAAAAACGCAUUCUUUUUUUUGUCUGACCGUCUCUCCUAAUUUUCCAUAGUCUCUCGUUGGAUGAAAAAUUGAUCAAAAAUUCAAAGAACUUUGAAUCUUUCCGAGAAGAACACCUCAUUAAGAGGCUUCAUUAAUUUUUCUUCCAACAAAUGUUUUCUCCAAUCACUUGUCACUACAGUAAUCACUUGAACAUGUUCAUCAGCAACUUGUUCACAUGUCUCCGAACAUGUGAACUAGAAAAGAAAAAAAACGGUUGUUUGAUGGGCUGUGGCGUGAUAAUGCGAAUGACUAAUGAGAGCGAGUAAUUGAGUAGUGGAAAAACAUUGAAGAAAGUGGUUUGCUGAACCGGGGUUCCGAUGACGACAAAGUUAGUGGGCUUAUAGUUAUGAAAAAUAAAAUGUAGAAAAACGUAGAUGUUGUUUCAUGAACGACGAGUCACCGGAAGUGAGGCGAUCGUUCAAAUUGUUGACCUUUUUGUUGUUUGUUGUCUGGUUGGCGAAGAAAUCAGAUGUUCGCGUGUUUAAGAUUAAUGUGACCGGAAGUCCAUAAGGUUUUAAGGUUCCGGAGGCAAAAAGAAUGCUAUAGUUGAGACCUUUUUGUCUGGGGAUUUAUUACAGCUUCUAGGUGAUCCCAACGAUCUCAAAAACUUUUUUGUCAUGGGUUAGCUCCUCGGCUUGCACAUUCACAAUCAAGGAAUUAAAAAAAACCCCCAUUAAAUCACCGAGGUUGUUAUCGAAGGAAUAAAGCUCGUCAUCGUUUUUUUCCAACGAAUUUUUAUCUCUGGUCACUCCCCGAGAAACUCACGAGGUUUGUAGAUCAAAGAAUGCAAAUCCAUUUCCGAUUGGUACGACCAAUGAGUCGGAUUAGUUUCUUAUCAUCUCGAAACAUGCCUAGGGGUCUAAAUUUGGAAAAUUGGCGAUAAAAUAAGAUUCGUACGAAUAAUUUUUUAAUUUUUUGUGGCUAUCGGUUUUCUAUGCUUCUCCAAUUUUUCUACUUCAAAAUCACUCCAAUCCAGUCUUUGGUCGAUUAGCCGCAAACAAUCUUCAGCUCGCAUCAACUGCAGUCUAAUCGAAUUAACCUUCUUUCCGCUGCAGGCUGCCCUUUUUAUUAUUUGCUUCGUAAAGAGGACCAUUCCUUUUUCACGUGGCCAGGAAAAGUAAUGUCUUAAGAAUCCGACGCAUUUGUUGUUUUCUGUUUACGACACAUUCAGAGAUCAGUCGGUUCUUUGUCUUUUUUCCAGUUAUCAAUUGAUUCUAGAAGGGCAAACUUUGGGGGGAAGAGCGGGGGGAGGAACUCUUUAAAGAUCGCUCGGAAAGGUUCUAGAAAUUUUUCGCAUUUUUGGACGCUGCAGCUCACAUGAAAACGUCGUAAAACAACUAUGGGUAGUGAGUUUUUUUGAGAAAAAUUGUGAAAAAAAAAUCAUGAAAAAAAAUUUCGUCAAAAAAUAGUCUCAAAAAACAUCUGACGGUUGAAAACACCUUACAAAAUUUGGAUCAUUAACUCCGAUCAAAAACGUCUUCUUUAGCAAUAUUUUGAAACAAAAAAAAUCGCAAGAGCAAAACAAGCUUCAAAGAUUGCCCUGUUGUUCACAUGUUCUGAUAACUGUUUUUCAAAGAUUCGUGAUCUUUGCGAAGCGCGGGCUGUUUACCGCUGCAAUAAUAAAAAGUCAAUUCCCUGGGCUAUUUUGGGUGUUACUUUACUGUAAUGUGUGACUGAUGAAACAAGGCUGUAUACCGGGUCCCUAUUUAUAUUCUAGGUUAAUGAUUCCCUCGGGCAUUACUUGCAUUUCAAUUGAAAAAUUGCUUUAUUCCAAUUGCAUAGGCUACAAUUUACAAUUUUUCCCAUUUUCCUGCAAAAAAUUGAUCAAUUCUUUAAUAUUUUUUUUUCUCUGCCGUCUCUUCACUCUCCCCACUCUCUCUUCUCAUUACACUGUACGUUGUUUCCGUAUUUCCGGGGCAUUCCGGUACUUGUUGUCCCCCACACAACAUCCACAUGAAUGGGCGUGGCCUCUUUUAUUGCGCAACGAUCUCAAUUCUGAAGAGAUAUCGCACAAAUCAAAGAGACGCCCGGCAAAAAGGCCUUUGGGAGAUCGCUGAUCAGUCUCGAAAGUUCGUAAACAAACAGAGUGUGGAAAUGAGAGGCGGUAAAGAAUCAGCAAUCAGUUCGCUGGAAGAUAAGAGAAAAAGGCGGCGAAACAGUUAUUUGUUCGGUUCAAAGGUGUCGCUUAUAUAAGCCGGCGGGUCCCUGGAACGAACUGUUAUUCUGACGCGCUCCAAACGUGACUAUUAACUUACUACGCAAUUGUUUUUGAGUACAGAGCAAUUUCAACCGCUAUUCAGCCAAUUAUUCCACUGUUCUAAGGGUUAUAUCCAGAAUAUAGCCAUCCAAGUGACUAAUGCUAGACUGCGAUUCUGAUUUGAAGCUUUUGUCAAAGAUGAUGACCGCUAGCCAGUCGUUACUCAUUGCUCAAAUGGACCCGCUAAGCUUGGCGUGGCUGAAAAAGUCGUUAGUUAGGCGGAUGAUUGAAUUGGCCGAAAUGCAACAGCCAGGUUAGUAAAUAUGCCGAUUACUGUCUAAAUAGAACACAUCUAGCCCACAGAGCUUACUGAUAUCAUGAAUAGGGAACAAAUUCAGUAUAGGUCUCUGAAAAGGCUGUUUUAUUCAAUUUUAACCUUGAAUUUUUCAGAUAUUUCCGUUGGCAAGACCUACCCUCGUGACUACCGCGCCAAGCACGCUUCAGCCAAGCGAAAGCGCGCUCGUCAUAGCCAAUCCUCAACCCUUUCGAACUACGAACCCAUGCCUACGAUCCUCGAAGAAUCGGAUUCGGAACUGGCCUCGGUUCAAUCGACUGUUCAUCGGUUUAGCGGUCUACAUGUAAGCCCUUCAAACAACACGUUAACUGCCGCGUAA